UGAGAACGAGGAGAACUUGUCCGGGCAGAGAGCAGGUCAGCACCGCGGACAGAGGCACCCAGCAGCCACGCCGUCGCCCUUCCGGCUUUGCUCUCGCCCCACGUCGCCCAACACUCGCGCCAUGACCGCGGAGGCUUACCUGCAAGGAGCGGUGGUCUCGGCAAGCCAGUUUUUCGCGAUCUGGCGCCAUUACGACGCCGAUGGCAAUGGAUACAUGGAUGGAAAGGAACUGCAGAGUUUUAUCCAAGAGCUGCAGCAGGCACGAAAGAAAGCUGGAUUGGGCUUAACCCCAGAAAUGAAAACUUUUGUGGACCAUUUUUCAAAGAGUUCUGAUGGAAAAAUAGGAAUUGUAGAGCUUGCUCAGAUACUGCCAACAGAAGAAAACUUCCUAUUAUUCUUUAGAUGCCAGCAGCUGAAAUCUAGUGAAGACUUCAUGCAGACAUGGCGAAAGUACGACAGUGACCACAGUGGGUAUAUUGAUGCUGAAGAGCUUAAGAGCUUUUUGAAAGAUUUGCUACAGAAAGCAAACAAGCAGAUUGAUGAUUCAAAGCUAUCGGAAUACACAGAUAUUAUGCUCAAGAUGUUUGAUGAAAACAAUGAUGGAAAGCUGGAACUGACAGAAAUGGCCCGGUUACUCCCAGUACAGGAAAACUUCCUCCUUAAAUUUCAGGGUGUUAAAAUGUCUGCAAAGGAAUUUAAUAAAGCCUUCGAUACAUUUGAUUCAGAUGGGAAUGGUUACAUAGAUGAACAUGAAUUAGAUGCUUUGCUAAAAGAUCUCUGUGAAAAGAACAAAAAGGAAUUAGAUAUCAGUAACCUUGCAACCUACAAGAAGAACAUUAUGGCCUUGUCUGACGGAGGAAAACUUUACAGAACAGAACUUGCUCUCAUCCUCUGCGCUGGGGAAAAUUAGAGUCUGCCAUCAUUUCCACUCCAACCAGUGAUAUAUUGUAUCUUUAAAAACAAAAACAAAAUUAACUGUGCACUAUAAGGGAGUAGGCUUUACUUUCUUUUAUACCUUGUAAAUUUAAAAUUGCAUAUAGAUAAUUAGCCAGGUUGUGUGGCACAUUCUUUUCAGCUUGUUUCUACAAUGUUCGUAAUGUACAGCUUUUGUAACUAAAGAGGAUGUCUUAAUUAUUUGGGCCAGUCUGUCAAUACAUUUACCAAUAAACAUGGCUGUGUUUUCAUGAGACAAGGGAGAAGGUUUUAAGAGCGUGGCUGAGAUUGGUAUUGGCUAGGUCUCCAUUAAGCAAAUAGGCUUUUGACAAUGUCAGAGAGAAACAUGAGUUCCAAAUCAAUUUAGGAAGAUGGUGGAUUUCUUCUUUUUCUUUUUCCUUCCUUCCUUGUAAAGGAAUGUAAGUCGUGGGAGGGAGGCUGUUGGAAUCCAACAGAAUCUUUUGGUGGCAUCCAUCUUCUAGAAAGUGGUGGUCAGCCUUUUUUGGCAAGUGUGCUACAGGUCAAUCAGUCCAAAACGACUGGUCACCUCUUUUUAGGAGAUACCUGAAACCAUUGAGAAAUGUUUAAGAAGUCCCUUAUUUGCAAACCAGUUUUAGGUAAGAAAGGAUUCGUGGGAUAGAAGCAUCGGCAGUGCUGUAGUCUACUUUGAUCAGGCCAACUUCAGACAUGUUAUGUCUUUGCCCUGCAACUGUCUUAAAUUCACUACCAAGGUCAACAGAGGCUCUGGAUGUGAAGGUACUGAACACCCUGAGGAGCUUUUAAGCUUCCCUGAUUGCCUGGCAAGAGCAACACUGUAUUUUUACUGGACAAAUGGCAGGUUUCUAAUCAGUUAAAAGUAGAUAAUUAAUACAUAAAUUUGCCUAUUUUAAUCUUUAGCAUUUGUAAAUGCUAUGUCAGAGAAUGUAUCAGUCCGUUUUUCUAAAACUGUUUCCACAUUUAGCAGAAUAAUUCUAUCAUUCUGUGUAAUCUAUAAUUAAAUUUAAUAUGCUAAUAUAUUGGCAGCUAA
This is a messenger RNA of Candoia aspera, 1960 nucleotides long. Its product is annotated as calbindin. Lineage: Eukaryota; Metazoa; Chordata; Lepidosauria; Squamata; Candoiidae. Gene Ontology annotation, molecular function: calcium ion binding. The coding region runs from base 122 to 910 and encodes 262 amino acids. The transcript has 11 exons. The record is from RefSeq and is a predicted model, not a curated record. Gene Ontology annotation, biological process: regulation of long-term synaptic potentiation; regulation of presynaptic cytosolic calcium ion concentration. Gene Ontology annotation, cellular component: dendrite; cytosol; terminal bouton.